CUUGCUGAACAAAUGCGGACCUGUGUACGAAUUGCGUUCACUUUCACGGGAAUCGUGACACAGUUCCAGUGCAACAGAACUCGCACCACCUCCUACAGGUAGGCUCGGGUUCGGUACCGCGGUGUGCUUCCCGGUCCGCAUGACAGCUUUCAAAUGACCACUUUUUCAAACCGCCAGUGUGGAAGCUCCAUAAAAGAAUUUUGUGGCCCGGAUUAGAACCUUUAUCUGGCUGGUCCUGGCCCAUGGGCUGUAUGUUUGACACCACUGCCCUACACUCUAUACCCUACUUGACUAUGUAGUACCUGGAUGAUUGUUUGUAGGGCGGUAAUGUCUCAAAUCAACACUGAGUUACUGUGCAGUACCUCGUGCCAUUGUUUUGUUGUUUCUCUCCCAGAUGGCAUCAGUUAAUGAGCCUCAUUACGGACACAGAGACUCUGUGGAUCAGAACUUCGAUUACAUGUUCAAGAUCCUGAUCAUCGGGAACAGCAGUGUGGGAAAGACCAGCUUCCUGUUCCGCUACGCUGACGACUCGUUCACGCCGGCAUUCGUCAGCACGGUUGGCAUCGACUUCAAAGUCAAAACCAUCUACAGGAAUGACAAGAGGAUCAAACUGCAGAUUUGGGACACGGCUGGACAGGAGCGGUACAGAACGAUCACUACAGCGUAUUACAGAGGAGCAAUGGGCUUCAUCCUGAUGUAUGACAUCACUAACGAGGAGUCAUUCAGUGCUGUUCAGGACUGGUCCACUCAGAUUAAGACGUACUCGUGGGAGAAUGCUCAGGUGCUCUUAGUGGGAAAUAAGUGUGAUCUGGAGGAGGAGAGAGUCAUCACUUUGGACCGAGGGAGAGAAUUGUCACAGCAACUCGGUCUGGGGUUUUUGGAGGCGAGUGCGAAGGCGAAUGUGAACGUGAAGCAGACGUUUGAGUGUUUAGUGGAUGUAAUCUGUGAGAGAAUGAAGGAGAGUCCGGACACACUGACAAACAGCAGCGUUCCUCAGGGGGCGGAUCUGAACAACCACCCACAACGCUCACACAAAGACUGUGCAUGCUGAACACACACACACACACACACACACAGCAUACAAACAUGUACAAGACCAGAAACAAAUGAUAGCAAGGACAUUCUUUUGAGAAUACUCCCAAAUGAUGCUAGGAAACAUUUAAAAAUAUCACCAUGAAAAAGCUAGCUAGCUUUCAUAAAAUUCCUGAAAUAAC
Messenger RNA from Ictalurus furcatus (blue catfish), 1214 nucleotides. Its product is annotated as ras-related protein Rab-3A-like. The transcript is spliced from 4 exons. The record is from RefSeq and is a predicted model, not a curated record. NCBI's taxonomy places the organism in Eukaryota, Metazoa, Chordata, Actinopteri, Siluriformes, Ictaluridae. Gene Ontology annotation, biological process: maintenance of presynaptic active zone structure; protein secretion; regulation of exocytosis. Gene Ontology annotation, cellular component: plasma membrane; axon; synaptic vesicle. Gene Ontology annotation, molecular function: GTP binding; GTPase activity. Bases 395 to 1051 code for a protein of 218 amino acids.